AUGCUAGACAGCUUUUUGGAAGAUUCCGCAAUGGACAACAUCGACGAGGAAUAUGACCGGCUCGUUGAACACCUUCACGACUGCACGAAGAAGGCUGAGAGUUUCAAAGCCACCAAGAGACUUCUGUCUCUUGAAAUUUUUGAGCUGAUACGCCAGCGUGGAGCGGCACGAGCCGCAGGAGAACGAAGAACUCACGUCCGAGCUCGCAAGGCAUUGCAGAGAGGCGAUGAAGGAAGAUCUUAA
Messenger RNA from Necator americanus (New World hookworm), 243 nucleotides. RefSeq lists its product as uncharacterized. The record is from RefSeq and is a predicted model, not a curated record. Lineage: Eukaryota; Metazoa; Nematoda; Chromadorea; Rhabditida; Ancylostomatidae. The coding region runs from base 1 to 243 and encodes 80 amino acids. The transcript has a single exon.